This is a messenger RNA of Spirometra erinaceieuropaei, 1326 nucleotides long. Lineage: Eukaryota; Metazoa; Platyhelminthes; Cestoda; Diphyllobothriidea; Diphyllobothriidae. The record is from the annotation of a GenBank genome assembly.
AUGAACACGGACGCACCACCAAACGGGCAUGGCAUAGUGCGUCAUCACGCUCGUGGUUUCUCACAUCUCGCAUUCGUCCCAAAUGUCAGGGGAGUGCUUCUGUUAGAAGCUCCUAGUGUGGUGAGGCCUACGUUUCGCCCACGUUUGUGCCAGGUUAUAGCAGUGACGUGGAAGUCUGCAUGUAGCCGAGGCAGCUGCAGCUGGGGUGGACAUAAGGGCGGGUUUAAAGUAGUCGUCCAACCCUACCAAAACAACUUUAUCCGAAAUCAUAUGCUCUCUUUCAUGACUAUAAUCACUAUAUGGAAAUAGCCAUCUAGGAAUGUUAAGAUUAUGUAGAAUCACUCUUUGUCCAAGGGGAUCACUACCCUUAUAUUAGCUUCAGAUCCGCUGUAUUUCUUCUUGGAUGCUGAAUCCUACAGAUUCGCUUUCCGCAUCAACGACAAUCGUGCAUUUGACCCUGCCUAACUCAUCUCGCCCUCAGAGAGACCGCGGUUAUCUCCGCUGUUUGUCGGUCAGUCAAUGGAUUUAACGAUCAGCUACGGAGCAUUGUUCAUUUAUUUUACUUCUUGGCGAAACUUACAGACUCUACUUCAGUCUCAUACAAAGGUCAGCCUCAGAGGAUUAUAGUAGGUGGAUUAACCGGUCGGCAAAGACCUGUUCGUCACCUUCUACACGCUCCGGUUAGUGCUUGGUCCCGUUCUACCAAAAUAACUUCAGUACUUGAUAAGAAAAUAAGGGAAGAUCGAUUCCUCCAUCGUUAAUUCUCAUCCAGUGGGGACAGCUUUUUCUAUUGGGUUUGCACGCCCGCAGACUUUGCAAUUUCACACCCCUUGUUACCUCUAUCCAGGCCCUCUCCUUAGACAAAGUUCAGAAAUACGCGUUGAUUACUACUACUACUACUACUACUACUACUACUACUACUACUACUACUACUACUACUACUACUACUACUACUACUACUACUACUACUACUACUACUACUACUACUACUACUACUACUACUACUACUACUACUACUACUACUACUACUACUACUACUACUACCACUACCACUACCACUACCACUACUACUACUACUACUACUACUACUACUACUACUACUACUACUACUACUACUACUACUACUACUACUACUACUACUACUACUACUACUACUACUACUAUUGCCAUUGCUACUAUUGUGAGAGUUCGACCGUAGUUUCCGUCGACGUCCUCCAGGGUGGAAGCUUAGACGGUGACUUGCGCGUAAAUUCGUUUACAGUGAUAGUAGGCUGGCGCAACAUCUACGACGCUGUUUCAUCCUUCCCCACCUGGGCCCAGUGUUGA